Messenger RNA from Cutaneotrichosporon oleaginosum, 889 nucleotides. RefSeq lists its product as uncharacterized. Gene Ontology annotation, cellular component: nucleus. Lineage: Eukaryota; Fungi; Basidiomycota; Tremellomycetes; Trichosporonales; Trichosporonaceae. The record is from RefSeq and is a predicted model, not a curated record. Gene Ontology annotation, molecular function: ADP-ribose diphosphatase activity. Gene Ontology annotation, biological process: ribose phosphate metabolic process; nucleoside phosphate metabolic process.
CACCACUCCAUGUCUCUCACGCGACGCGUACUCCGCCUUCGUCCUCUUCACCAUCACGUCCAACUCAGAACCAUGUCGCACAAGCCCGAGAUCAUCUCCACCGAAACGUAUGAGACGGACGCCAAAUGGCUCCGCCUCCAGCGCAUCAAGUAUCGCGACCAGGAGGGCAAGGAACGCUUCUGGGAAGUCGCAAACCGGUCGACACGCAAAGGCGCCGUGGACAGCGUGCAUAUCCUCGCACUUAUCAAGCAAGAGGGCGAGCGCGGGGUCGUUCUGAUCGAGCAGUACCGCCCACCGGUAGAAGCGACAGUCGUCGAGUUCCCUGCCGGUCUUCUAGACGAGGGCGAGGAUCCUGCCACCACCGCGCUGCGCGAGCUGCACGAGGAGACGGGGUAUCAGGGCGACGGUGUGAGCGUUGUUUCUGUGUCGCCAGUGAUGGUGAAGGACCCAGGCAUGACCGGCGCCAACAUGCACCUUGUCACAGUGCAGAUCGAGCUCCCGCCUGACGCGCCUCCUCCGCAACCCAAGCUGGACGAUGGGGAGCACAUCGUGAAGCGGACUGUGCCGCUCAAGGAGCUCAACGCCGUGCUGAAAGACUACGAGAAGCGCGGUUUCGCGAUCGACGCGCUCGUACAGAGUGUAGCGACGGGGUUGGGCUUGGCGGAGUGAUGUCUCAGUCAGAUUAGGAGGCGGUUAUUGUGUUGGAGCGGAGUUGGGACUACGGAAUGUGGACUUCACAGUAUGGGAGAGUGAAUUGCGCCGAGCUAUCAUGUUUCAGUCCAAACGCUCGGCGUGGGGGUUGUGUGCGCGUUGAACAAAUCGAGGUCGCCCUCGCGAGGAGGGAGGAUGAAGAAGAGCAGGCGGAUGAACUGUUAUGAAUCUUGCGGGU